GUUAUACUUCUUUCACCAGUUGGAAAGUCCCACAGGGUUUUCUUGUGUUUGUGUGGCUUUUACUACUAUUACUAUGGAGGCACACCAUUUUUGUUCAUCUUUCUCCAUACCCACAUCCAAAAUUCCUUCAAUUCCAUCACAAUCAAGUCAAAUUUAUCGAAUCCCACUAGGUGACCGGAGUUUAAAACUCCGGCAAAUGCGGGGGAGUGGUCAAGAUGGUCGUGGGUGGUCGAUGGUGGAGUGCGCUAAAAGGGGUUCGGCAUCGGAAAUAGAGAGAGAAUUGAAGCUUAAAAUAAAUUCAGAAGAUGAAGAAUGGAUGGGAAUCGUAGAGAGGUGGAGAGAGAAUUGCAAAGAAAGGAAGGGAAUUGUGGAGUUGAUGGAGUGCUUGGAGAGAGAAGCAAUCAUGGGGAAGGAUGACGGCAGAGAACCUGUUGAUUAUAAUCGGAGAGCCUUGAUCUUUGACAAGAGUUCUAGAGUUUUCCAGGCUCUUAAGGAGAGCAACACUCCUCAUGAUUCUUGAGGAUUUGAAAGAAAGUGUGUUUUGAAUCAUUGAAUAAAAUGUAACACUCUAGAACCUGUAUGAUAGUAGUUUCAAUUACCUUGUAUGUACUAGUGGAAAGAUGAAUGAUUUUACUGGUUA
Molecule: messenger RNA, 640 nt
Organism: Ilex paraguariensis (yerba mate)
Lineage: Eukaryota; Viridiplantae; Streptophyta; Magnoliopsida; Aquifoliales; Aquifoliaceae
Source: the annotation of a GenBank genome assembly